AUGGAUGAUCUCAAGUUAUUCGCCUCCAGUCGCACACAUCUUGUGAGAUUGCUAAACAUCACUUGUGAUUUUAGCAAUUCUAUUAGAAUAGAGCUGAGGACAGAUAAGUGUGCGGUCCUCCGUGUCGAAAGGGGAAAGGUUGCUAACUCUGAGGGCAUAGACUUAUCUAUGCCCAUCAACAUUAGGACCCUUUCCGAGACUGAAACAUACCGAUACCUUGAAAUCGGAACCAAUGUUACCGAGAACAAUGAAAAUAACUUAAAUACCGUUCAGUUGGAUUAUGACCACGUUGAUGAAAAUCUUCCAGAUUCAGCUCAAAGUGAGAUCACAGGAAAGGCGCCGAUAUUCGGACAGCCGUUGCCUUCUUUAGACCCAGAAUUUUUAAUAGCCUUAGGAGAGCUAGUUCCUGAACAGGUAGCAUAUGGGGAAGAUAUCCAUUCAGAUUUGGCCCAGAGAUGGGCACCAAUCCUCCGAAGAGGUCUAACAGAAAAGGACCAAGAGGACAAAAUAAUCAAGGACUAUGCCACCCCACAAAACUGCAAGCUGUUUAGUGCGCCUAUUUUAAAUCCUGAAAUAGCGGCUGCGAUUUCCGAAUUUGCACGAACACGGGAUAAAAAAAAACUGAAAAUUCGCAACAACAAAUAG
Molecule: messenger RNA, 645 nt
Organism: Parnassius mnemosyne (clouded apollo)
Lineage: Eukaryota; Metazoa; Arthropoda; Insecta; Lepidoptera; Papilionidae
Source: the annotation of a GenBank genome assembly